AUGCGGAUAGAAGAGAGCGAAGGCGUCUCGGCGUCGAGGAAGCACCUCGUCUUCGCUUACUACGUCACCGGCCAUGGCUUCGGCCACGCCACUCGUGUUGUCGAGGUGGUAAGGAAUCUGAUUCUGGCUGGGCAUGACGUCCACGUGGUUACGGGUGCUCCUGAUUUUGUGUUCACUUCAGAGAUACAGUCUCCCCGGCUCUUCAUCCGCAAGGUACUUCUGGACUGCGGUGCAGUCCAAGCGGAUGCAUUGACAGUUGAUCGGCUUGCUUCCUUGGAGAAGUACUCAGAGACGGCAGUUAUACCCCGGGAAUCCAUUCUGGCAACUGAGGUAGAGUGGCUCAAUAGCAUCAAAGUUGACUUAGUGGUUUCAGAUGUUGUUCCAGUUGCUUGCCGUGCUGCAGCUGAAGCUGGCAUUCGAUCCGUUUGUGUCACCAACUUUAGUUGGGAUUUCAUAUAUGCAGAGUAUGUAAUGGCGGCUGGGAAUCAUCACCGUUCAAUAGUUUGGCAGAUUGCAGAGGACUAUUCUCAUUGCGAGUUCCUUAUCCGUCUCCCUGGAUAUUGCCCCAUGCCGGCAUUCCGUGAUGUCAUCGAUGUACCCCUAGUUGUCAGGAGGUUGCAUAAGUCCCGCAAAGAGAUAAGAAAGGAACUUGCCAUUGAAGAAGAUGUGAAGGUUGUUAUCCUUAACUUUGGUGGACAGCCGUCUGGCUGGAAGCUGAAGGAGGAGUUUCUGCCCCCUGGUUGGUUGUGCCUGGUGUGUGGUGCAUCUGAUACACAAGAGCUUCCACCAAAUUUCAUAAAACUAGCGAAAGAUGCCUACACACCUGAUGUUAUGGCAGCAUCGGACUGCAUGCUAGGAAAGAUUGGGUAUGGGACUGUUAGUGAAGCCUUGGCGUACAAAUUACCAUUUGUGUUUGUACGGAGAGAUUAUUUUAAUGAAGAGCCAUUCUUACGGAAUAUGCUUGAGUAUUAUCAAGGUGGUGUCGAGAUGAUUCGAAGAGAUUUACUAACUGGGCACUGGAAACCUUACCUUGAACGUGCAAUCAGCUUAAAACCAUGUUAUGAGGGUGGGAUUAAUGGUGGUGAGGUCGCAGCUCAUAUUAUACAAGAGACAGCUAUUGGGAAGAACUAUGCCUCGGAUAAGUUGAGUGGCGCAAGAAGAUUACGGGAUGCAAUAGUUCUAGGAUAUCAACUACAAAGGGCCCCUGGAAGGGAUAUACUCGUCCCAGAAUGGUAUGCAAAUGCUGCAAAUGAACUUAGUAAGUCUACAGGGUCAUCAACUGUGUCAGCAGCUGAGGGUGGACACCUAAUGAGCUCAUAUAUAGAAGAUUUUGAAAUUCUUCAUGGUGACCUUCAAGGCCUACCAGAUACAAUGAGCUUCUUGAAGAGCAUGGCAGAGCUAGAUGCUAUAAAUGAAUAUGAAAAUAAUUCAGAGAAGCGUCAAAUGCGGGAGCGUAAAGCUGCUGCAGGACUUUUCAAUUGGGAGGAAGAUAUCUAUGUGGCUAGAGCGCCCGGUAGGUUGGAUGUGAUGGGAGGCAUAGCUGACUAUUCAGGAAGCCUUGUAUUACAGUUGCCUACAAGAGAAGCUUGUCAUGUUGCCGUGCAGAGGAAUGAUCCUAACAAACAUAAGCUCUGGAAACAUGCCCAGGAAAGGCAAAAUACAAAGGGCCAACAACCUACCCCUGUUCUUCAGAUUGUGUCUUAUGGGUCUGAGUUAAGCAAUCGUGGCCCGACUUUUGACAUGGAUUUAUCUGAUUUCAUUGAAGAUGGGCAGCCAAUACCAUAUGAGAAGGCAAAGAAAUACUUUGCUCAAGAUCCAUCACAAAAGUGGGCAGCAUAUGUUGCAGGGACCAUUUUGGUUUUGAUGAAAGAACUAGGUGUGCGAUUUGAAGAUAGCAUCAGCAUGCUGGUUUCUUCUGCUGUCCCUGAAGGCAAAGGCGUGUCUUCUUCAGCCUCUGUGGAAGUCGCAAGCAUGUCUGCUAUUGCUGCUGCUCAUGGAUUGAGCAUCAGCCCAAGAGAUAUUGCGUUGCUCAGCCAAAAGGUGGAGAACCACAUCGUUGGAGCCCCUUGUGGUGUAAUGGAUCAGAUGACUUCAGCAUGUGGUGAAGCUAACAAGCUUCUGGCUAUGGUUUGCCAGCCUGCUGAGGUAAUUGGGCUAGUUGAAAUCCCUAACCAUAUUCGUUUCUGGGGCAUUGAUUCCGGGAUACGUCACAGUGUUGGUGGUGCGGACUAUGGAUCUGUGAGAAUUGGAGCCUUCAUGGGUCGGAAGAUCAUAAAAUCCUUAGCAUCUGACGUGGUGUCUAAAUCAUCUGACUUCAGUAAUGGUUUCGUCCAUGAUGAACUGGAAGAUGAUGGUGUGGCACUACUAGAAGCUGAAGCAUCAUUAGAUUACUUGUGCAACUUGGCACCACACAGAUAUGAAGCCCUAUAUGCAAAGAUGCUUCCUGAGACACUGCUGGGUCAGGAAUUCCUGAAUAGGUACAUUGAUCACAGCGAUCCCGUUACAUCGAUUGAUACAAACCGGAAAUAUGUGGUUAGAGCGCCGGCUAAACAUCCCAUCUAUGAGAAUUUCCGAGUGAAGAACUUCAAAGCAUUGCUUACUUCUACAACGUCGGAUGAUCAACUCACAGCUCUAGGAGAAUUACUGUAUCAGUGUCAUUACAGCUACAGUGCGUGCGGGCUAGGCACAGACGGAACAGAUAGGCUUGUAAGGAUGGUCCAGGAAAUGCAGCAUAGUUCCAAGUCGAAAUCUGAAGGUGGGACGUUAUACGGAGCCAAAAUAACCGGUGGAGGCUCUGGUGGCACUGUUUGUGUUAUUGGUAGGAACUCCUUGUGCAGCAGCCAACAAAUUCUAGAGGUUCAGCAGAAGUACAAAGUAGCAACUGGGUAUUUGCCAUUUAUCUUUGAGGGGUCUUCUCCUGGAGCUGGGAAGUUUGGAUACUUGAGAAUUCGUCGACGGUAG
This is a messenger RNA of Linum trigynum, 2961 nucleotides long. The record is from the annotation of a GenBank genome assembly. Lineage: Eukaryota; Viridiplantae; Streptophyta; Magnoliopsida; Malpighiales; Linaceae.